AAGGUGUAAUGUUGUCGAAAUCUGCUUCCAUCAGUUCAUGCAAUUGCAUUACAAAUUUAGGCGUACGAAUCAACCAUAGAUGUUCUUGCUAAGAACCUUCCAGUUCCACUGUAACCCCAUCGUUUUCAAGCAGCUCUUCUACCCAAUUCCCUCGUCACCUAUUUGCUCCUUUCCCACUCAUCGUUACCAUUUGAAGCUCAAGACUGAUCAUUUCAUUACGAGGGUGGUUUCUUCGCGAGCACAAUCGUCCGCCUUAGAAAUGGUCAAAGCCAUAAGGGUUCAUGAACUUGGUGGCCCUGAGGUUCUUAAAUGGGAGGAUGUGGAAAUUGGACAGCCAAAGGAGGGUGAGGUUCGAGUUAGAAAUAAGGCGAUUGGCCUAAAUUUUAUUGAUGUAUACUUCAGAAAAGGAGUAUACAAGGCUGCUACCAUGCCCUUUACUCCAGGCAUGGAAGCUGCUGGGGUGGUGACCGCAGUGGGCCCUGGAGUAAAUGACAGGAAGGUUGGCGAUGUUGUUGCUUAUGCUGGAAACCCAAUGGGCUCAUAUACCGAAGAACAAAUACUUCCUGCUGACAAAGUUGUUCCAGUUCCUCCCUCAGUUGAUCCUACAAUUGCAGCAUCUGUCAUACUGAAGGGCAUGACUGCUCAGUUUCUAGUCCGUCGUUGCUACAAGGUUGAACCAGGUCAUAUUGUCCUCGUUCAUGCAGCAGCUGGUGGAGUUGGAUCCCUGUUGUGUCAAUGGGCCAACAGUCUUGGUGCCACUGUCAUUGGUACUGUCUCAACCGAAGAGAAGGCAGCAAAAGCCAAGGAGGAUGGAUGCCAUCAUGUUAUUAUCUAUACAAAAGAGGACUUUGUUGCUCGUGUUAAUGAAAUAACUUCUGGAAAUGGAGUUAAUGUUGUUUAUGACUCUGUAGGAAAGGAUACCUUUCAGGGAUCGUUGGCAUGUCUAAAAACUCGUGGCUACAUGGUGAGUUUUGGACAAUCAUCAGGUACACCUGACCCAGUUCCACUCUCGGCAAUUGCAGCGAAAUCUCUGUUUUUAACAAGGCCUACCCUCAUGCAAUAUACCACAAUGCGGGACGAGCUACUGGAGGCUGCUAAAGAGGUAUUUGCAAACGUAGAAUCUGGCGCUUUACGAGUUCAUGUUAAUCAUACAUACCCUUUAUCGGAAGCAGCACAAGCACACUCUGACCUUGAGAGCCGAAAAACAACUGGGUCAGUUGUGCUUCUUCCUUAAAAAUACUGUCUUUUGGAAAUAGGUUUCAUGUUGGUUUAUGCUGAUGAAUGAUUGAUUAUAUGGAAAACCAUUUCUCUUUAUACGUUUUUUUGUAAUGACUUUGUGAAAUAAAAUAGCUAUGAGACUUUGCUUUCAAUAAAAUUAUGUUGCAUAGAUUUGACGAUUGUAA
Messenger RNA from Cucumis sativus (cucumber), 1403 nucleotides. RefSeq names its product quinone oxidoreductase. Gene Ontology annotation, cellular component: cytosol; cytoplasm. Lineage: Eukaryota; Viridiplantae; Streptophyta; Magnoliopsida; Cucurbitales; Cucurbitaceae. The coding region runs from base 80 to 1234 and encodes 384 amino acids. Gene Ontology annotation, biological process: cellular response to oxidative stress. The record is from RefSeq and is a predicted model, not a curated record. The transcript has 5 exons. Gene Ontology annotation, molecular function: quinone reductase (NADPH) activity.